This is a messenger RNA of Linum trigynum, 7732 nucleotides long. The record is from the annotation of a GenBank genome assembly. NCBI's taxonomy places the organism in Eukaryota, Viridiplantae, Streptophyta, Magnoliopsida, Malpighiales, Linaceae.
UUCUCCAACGAAGAUUAAGUACAUUAAGAACGAAUUUGGGUGGAUUUCUUCCGCGUCCAGUUUUGGCAGAUUCCAAAGGGGUACCAUCACAGAUUUCUGACGAUUUUUUCGAAAUGCGGUUUUCUUUUAAUUUUGGAGGCUACAAUUGACGGAUUCAGUCUGAGGCUAUUCUCCACCGAUAAUGAAGUCUAUUGAUCCUAUUCUCCACCAAUGAUUAAGUUCAUAAACCCUAGAAUUGGACUAAUUUAUUUUAGGAAGGCAUAUUCGUAAUUCUUGGGCAAUUUUUUCCGAAAGUCAAUUUUCCUUGGAUUUUGAAUGCUACAGAUCACAGAUUCGGCCUUACGGUAUUCUCCAACACCGAUCAUGUCCAUUAAGCACGAAUUUGGGCGGAUUUCUUCCGGGUCCAUUUUUGGCAGAUUCCAAAGGGGUACCAUCACAGAUUUCAGGCGAUUUUACCGAAAUCCGAUUUUCUUUUGAUUUUGGAGGCUACAGAUGACGGAUUCUGUCUGAGGCUAUUCUCCACCGAUAAUGAAGUCUAUUGAUCCUAUUCUCCACCAAUGAUUAAGUCCAUAAAGCACAUAAUUGAACCAAUUUAUUUUGGGAUGGCAUUUUCGUAAUCCUUUGCUCGAUUAUUUUUUAAAUGUCAUUUUCCUUGGAUUUUGAAGGCUAAAGAUUACGGAUUCGGGCUUAGGGAAUUCUUCAAUGACGAUUAAGUUGAUUAAGCACGGAUUUGGGCGGGUUUCCUCUAGGUCCAUUUUUGGCAAAUUCCAAAGGGGUACCAUAACAGAUUUCGGGCGAUUUUUCUGAAAUGCCGUUUUCUUUCUAUUUUGGAGGCUACAGAUGACGGAUUCAGUUUGAGGUUAUUCUCCACCGAUAAUGAAGUCUAUUGAUCCUAUUCUCCACCAAUGAUUAAGUCCAUAAAUCACAUAAUUGGAUCAAUUUAUUUAGGAAUGGCAUAUUCGUAAUUCUUGGCUAUUUUUUUUCGAAAGUCCAUUUUCCUUGAAUUUUGAAUGCUAUAGAUCACAGAUUCAGCCUUAGGGUAUUCUUCAAUGACGAUUAAGUAUAUUAAGCACAGAUUUGUUCGGAUUUCUUCCGGGUUUAUUUUUGGUAGAUUCCAAAAGAGGUACCAUCACAGAUUUCAGGCGAUUUUUCCGAAAUGCGGUUCUCUUUUUGAUCUUGGAGGCUACUAAUGACCGAUUCCGUCCGAGACAAUUUUCCACCGAUAACGAAGUCUAUUGAUCCUAUUCUCAGCCAAUGAUUAUAUCGAUAAAGCACAAAAUUGGACCAAUUUAUUUUGAGAUGGCAUAUUCGUAAUUCAUUGGAGAUUUUUUUUCGAAACUCCAUUUUCUAUGGCUUUGGAAGGUUACAGAUCACGGAUUCGGCCUUAGGGUAUUCUUCAACGAUGAUUAAGUCUAUUAAGCACGUAUUUGUUCGGAUUUCUUCCGGGUCCAUUUUUGGCAGAUUCCAAAGGGGUACCAUCACAGAUUUCGGUCGAUUUUUCCGAAAUGCGGUUUUCUUUUGAUCUUGGAGUCUACUAAUGACCGAUUCCGUCCGAGGCUAUUCUCCACCCAUAAUAAAGUCUAUUGAUCCUAUUCUCCACCAAUAAUUAAGUUCAUAAAGCACAUAAUUGAACCAAUUUAUUUUGGGAUAGCAUAUUCGUAAUUCUUGUGCGAUUUAUUUUCGAAAGUUCAUUUUACUUGGAUUUUGAAGGUUAUAGAUUACAGUUUCAUCAUUAGGGUAUUCUCAAAGACGAUUAAGUAAAUUAAGAAAGAAUUCAGGCGGAUUCCUUCCGGGUCUAUUUUUCGCAGAUUCCAAAGGGUACCAUCACAGUUUACGGACGAUUUUUUUGAAAUGCGGUUUUCUUUUGAUUUUGGAGGCAACAGAUGACGGAUUCAGUCUGAUGCUAUUCUCCACCGAUAAUGAAAUCUAUUGAUCUUAUUCUCCACCAAUGAUUAAGUUCGUAAAGCACAUAAUUGAACCAAUUUAUUUUGGGAUUGCAUUUUCGUAAUCCUUUGCUCUAUUAUUUUUUUAAUGUCAUUUUCCUUGGAUUUUGACGGCUACAGAUUACGUAUUCGGCCUUAGGGAAUUCUUCAACGACGAUUGAGUUGAUUAAGCACGAAUUUGAGCGGAUUUCUUCCGGGUCCAUUUUUGGCAAAUUCCAAAGGGGUACCAUCACAGAUUUCGGGCGAUUUUUCUGAAAUGUCGUUUUCUUUCGAUUUUGGAGGCUACAGAUGACGGAUUCAGUUUGAGGUUAUUCUCCACCGAUAAUGAAGUCUAUUUAUUCUAUUCUCCACCAAUGAUUAAGUCCAUAAAACACAGAAUUGGAUCAAUUUAUUUAGGAAUGGCAUAUUCGUAAUUCUUGGCGAUUUUUUUUCGAAAGUCCAUUUUCCUUGGAUUUUGAAGGCUACAGAUCACAGAUUCGGCCUUAGGGUAUUCUUCAACGACGAUAAGUCUAUUAAGCACGGAUUUCUUCGGAUUUCUUCAGGGUCAAUUUUUGGUAGAUUUAAGUCUGGAAGUCUAUUGAUCUUAUUCUCCAUGGAUUAUAAGUCCGUUAAGCAUCGAUUUGGGCCAAUUUAUUUUCGAAUAGCAUUUUCGUAAUUUCUUGGGCGACGAAAGGCCAUUUUCUUUGAAUAUUGAAGGCUACAUAUCACGGAUUGGGACUGAGGCUAUUCUCCAACGAUGAUUGAGUCCAUUAAGCACCGAUUUGGGCGGAUUUAUUUUGGGUCAAUUUUUGACAGAUUCCAAAGGGGUACUAUCACAGAUUUCGGGCGAUUUAUCCGAAAUGCCAUUUUCUUUCAAACAGAUCACGGAAUCCGGCCGAGGCUAUUCUCCACCGAUAAUGAAGUCUAUUGAUCCUAUUCUCCACAUAUGAUAUGUCCGUUACGCAUCGAUUUGGGCCAAUUUAUAUUCGAAUGACAUUUUCGUAAUUUCUUGGGCGACGAAAGGCCAUUUUCUUCGGAUAUUGAAGGCUACAGAUCACGGAUUCGGCCUGUGGCUAUUCUCCAACGAUGAUUGAGUCCAUUAAGCACCGAUUUGGGAGUAUUUAUUUUGGGUCAAUUUUUGACAGAUUCCAAAGGGGUACCAUCACAGAUUUCGUGCGAUUUAUCCGAAAUGCCCUUUUCUUUCGAUUCUAGGGGCUACAGAUCACGGAAUCAGGCCGAGGAUAUUCUCCACCGAUAAUGAAGUCUAUUGAUCUUAUUCUCCACUGAUGAUAAGUCCAUUAAGCAUCGAUUUGGGCCAAUUUAUUUUCCAAUGGCAUUUUCGUUAUUUCUUGGGCGACGAAAGGCCAUUUUCUUUGGAUAUUGAAGGCUACAGAUCACGGAUUUGCCCUGAGACUAUUCAGCAACGAUGAUUGAGUCCGUUAAGCACCAAUUUGGGCGGAUUUAUUCCGGGUCAAUUUUUGGCAGAUUCCAAAGGGGUACCAUCACAGAUUUCAGGCGAUUUAUCCGAAAUGCCAUUUUCUUUCGAUUCUGGAGGCUACAAAUCACGGAAUCAGGCCUAGGCUAUUCUCCACCGAUAAUAAAGUCUUUUGAUCCUAUUCUCCACGGAUGAUAAGUCUGUUAAGCAUCGAUUUGGGCCAAUUUAUUUUCGAAUGCCAUUUUCGUAAUUUCUUGGGCGACGAAAGGCCAUUUUCUUGGGAUAUUGAAGGCUACAGAUCACGGAUUCGGCCUGAGGCUAUUCUCCAACGAUGAUUGAGUCCAUUAAGCACCGAUUUGGAUGGAUGUAUUCCGGGGCAAUUUUUGGCAGAUUCCAAAAGGGUACCAUCACAGAUUUCGGGCGAAUUAUCCAAAAUGCCAUUUUCAUUCGAUUCGGGAAGCUUCAAAUUACGGAAUCAGGCCGAGGCUAUUAUCCACUGGUAAUGAAGUCUAUUGAUCCCAUUCUCCAUGGAUGAUAAGUCCGUUAGCAUCGAUUUUGGCCAAUUUAUUUUCGAAUGGCAUUUUCAUAAUUUCUUGGGCGACGAAUGCCAUUUUCUUUGGAUAUUGAAGGCUACAGAUCACUAAUUCGGCCUGAGGCUAUUCUCCAAUGAUGAUUGAGUCCAUUAAGCACCGAUUAGGGCGGAUUUAUUCCGGGUCAAUUUUUGAUAGAUUCGAAAGGGGUACCAUCACAGAUUUCGGGCGAUUUAUCCGUAAUGCGAUUUUCUUUCGAUUCUGGAGGCUACAGAUCACGGAAUCAGGCCGAGGCUAUUCUUAGCCGAUAAUGAAGUCUAUUGAUCCUAUUCUCCACGGAUGAAAACCCCGUUAAGCAUCGAGUUGGGCCAAUUUAUUUUCGAAUGGCAUUUUCAUAAUUUAUUGAGCGACGAAAGGCCAUUUUCUUUGGAUAUUGAAGGCUACAGAUCACGGAUUCGGCCUGAGGCUAUUCUCCAACGAUGAUUGAGUCCAUUAAGGACCGAUUUGGGCGGAUUUAUUCCAGGUCAAUUUUUGGCAGAUUCCAAAGGGGUACCAUCACAGAUUUCGGGCGAUUUAUCUGAAAUGCCAUUUUCUUUUCGAUUCUUGAGGCUACAGAUCACGGAAUCAGGCCGAGGCUAUUCACCACCGAUAAUGAAGUCUAUUGAUCCUAUUCUCCGCGGAUGAUAAGACUGUUAAGCAUCGAUUUGGGCUAAUUUAUUUUCGAAUGGCAUUUUUCGUAAUUUCUUGGGCGACGAAAGGCCAUUUUCUUUUGAUAUUGAAGGCUACUGAUCACGGAUUCGGCCUGAGGCUAUUCUCCAACAAUGAUUGAGUCCAUUAAGCACCGAUUUGGGCGGAUUUAUUCCGGGAAAAUUUUUGGCAGAUUCAAAAGAUCACAGAUUUCGAGCGAUUUAUCUGAAAUACCAUUUUCUUUCGAUUCUGAAUGCUAGAGAUCGCGGAAUCAGGUCGAGGCUAUUCUCCACCAAUAAUGAAGUCUAUUGAUCCUAUUCUCCACGGAUGAUAAGUCCGUUAAGCAUCGAUUUGGGCCAAUUUAUUUUCGAAUGGCAAUUUCGUAAUUUCUUGGGCGACGAAAGCCCAUUUUCUUUUGAUAUUGAAGGCUACAGAUCACGGAUUCGGCCUGAGGCUAUUCUCCAACGAUGAUUGAGUCCAUUAAGCACCGAUUUGGGCGGAUUUAUUCCGGGUCAAUUUUUGGCAGAUUCCAAAGGGUGACCAUCACAGAUUUCGGGCGAUUUAUCCGAAAUGCCAUUUUCUUUUGAUUCUUGAGGCUACAGAUCACGAAAUCAUGCCGAGGCUAUUCUCCACCGAUAAUGAAGUCUAUUGAUCCUAUUCUCCACGGAUGAUAAGUCUGUUAAGCAUCGAUUUGCGCCCAUUUAUUUUCGAAUGGCAUUUUCGUAAUUUCUUGGGCGACGAAAGGCCAUUUUCUUUGGAUAUUGAAGGCUACAGAUCACGGAUUCGCCCUGAGGGUAUUCUCCAACGAUGAUUGAGUCCAUUAAGCACCGAUUUGGGAGGAUUUAUUUCGGGUUAAAUUUUGGCAGAUUUCAAAGGGGUACCAUCAAAGAUUUGAGGUGAUUUAUCCGAAAUGUCAUUUUCUAUCGAUUUUGGAGGCUACAUAUCACGGAAUCAGGCCGAGGCCAUUCUCCCCCGAUAAUGAAGUCUAUUGAUCUAUUCUCCACGGAUGAUAAGUCCGUUAAGCAUCGAUUUGGGCCAAUUUAUUUUCGAAUGGCAUUUUUGUAAUUUCUUGGGCGACGAAAGACCAUUUUCUUUUGAUAUUGAAGGCUACAGUUCACGGAUUCGGCCUGAGGCUAUUCUCCAACGAUGAUUGAGUCCAUUAAGCACCGAUUUGGGCGGAUUUAUUCCGGGAAAAUUUUUGGCAGAUUCCAAAGGGGUACCAUCACAUAUUUCGGGCUAUUUAUCCGAAAUGCCAUUUUCUUUCUAUUCUGGAGGCUACAGAUGACGGAAUCAGGCCGAGGCUAUUCUCCACCGAUAAUGAAGUCUAUUGAUCCUAUUCUCCACGGAUGAUAAGUUGGUUAAGCAUCGAUUUGGGCCAAUUUAUUUUUGAAUGGCAUUUUCGUAAUUUCUUAGGCGACAAAAGGCCAUUUUCUUUGGAUAUUGAAGGCUACUGAUCACGGAUUCGCCCUGAGGCUAUUCUCCAACGAUGAUUGAUUCCAUUAAGCACCGAUUUGGGCGGAUUUAUUCCGGGUUAAUUUUUGGCAGAUUCCAAAGGGGGUACCAACACAUAUUUCGGGCGAUUUAUCCGAAAUGCCAUUUUCUAUCGAUUCUGGAGGCUACAUAUCAUGGAAUCAGGCCGAGGCUAUUCUCCCCCUAUAAUGAAGUCCAUUGAUCCUAUUCUCCACGGAUGAUAAAUCCGUUAAGCAUCGAUUUGGGCCAAUUUAUUGUCGAAUGGCAUUUUUGUAAUUUCUUGGGCGACGAAAGGCCAUUUUCUUUUGAUAUUGAAGGCUACAGAUCACGGAUUCGGUCUGAGGCUAUUCUCCAACGAUGAUUGAGUCCAUUAAGGACCGAUUUGGGAGGAUUAGUUUCGGGUCAAUUUUUGGCAGAUUCCAAAGGAGUACCAUCACAGAUUUCGGGCGAUUUAUCCGAAAUGCCAUUUUCUUUUGAUUCUGGAGGCUACUGAUCACGAAAUCAGGCCGAGGCUAUUCUCCACAGAUAAUAAAGUCUAUUGAUCCUAUUCUCCACGGAUGAUAAGUCUGUUAAGCAUCGAUUUGGGACCAUUUAUUUUCGAAUAGCAUUUUCGUAAUUUCUUGGGCGACGAAUGGCCAUUUUCUUUGGAUAUUGAAGGCUACAGAUCACGGAUUCGGCCUGAGGGUAUUCUCCAACGAUGAUUGAGUCCAUUAAGCACCGAUUUGGGAGGAUUUAUUUCGGGUUUAUUUUUGGCAGAUUCCAAAGGGGUACCAUCACAGAUUUCGGGCGAUUUAUCCGAAAUGCCAUUUUCUUUCGAUUCUGGAGGCUACAGAUCACGGAAUCAGGCCGAGGCUAUUCUCCACCGAUAAUAAAGUCUAUUGAUCCUAUUCUCCACGGAUGAUAAGUCCGUUAAGCAUCGAUUUGGGCCCAUUUAUUUUCGAAUGGCAUUUUCGUAAUUUCUUGGGCGACGAAAGGCCAUUUUCUUUGGAUAUUGAAGGCUACAGAUCACGGUUUCGGUCUGAGGCUAUUCUGCAACGAUGUUUGAGUCCAUUAAGCACCGAUUUUGGAGGAUUUAUUUCGGGUCAAUUUUUGGCAGAUUCCAAAGGGGUACAAUCACAUAUUUCGGGCGAUUUAUCAGAAAUGCCAUUUUCUUUCGAUUCUGGAGGCUACGGAUCAUGGAAUCAGGCCGAGGCUAUUCUCCACCGAUAAUGAAGUCUAUUGAUCCUAUUCUCCACGGAUGAUACUUGCGUUAAGCAUCAAUUUGGGCCAAUUUAUUUUAGAAUGGCAUUUUUUAAUUUUUUGGGCGACGAAACGCCAUUUUCUUUGGAUAUUGAAGGCUACAGAUCACGGUUUCGGCCUGAGGCUAAUCUCCAACGAUGUUUGAGUCCAUUAAGCACCGAUUUGGGAGGAUUUAUUUUGGGUCAAUUUUUGGCAGAUUCCAAAGGGGUACCAUCACAUAUUUCGGGCGAUUUAUCAUAAAUGCCAUUUUUUUCGAUUCAGCAGGCUACAGAUCAUGGAAUCCGGCCGAGGCUAUUCUCCACCGAUAAUGAAGUCUAUUGAUUAUAUUCUUCAAGGAAGAUAAGUCCGUUAAGCAUCGAUUUGGGCCAAUUUAUUUUUGAAUGUCAUUUUCGUAAUUUCUUGAGCGACGAAAGGCCAUUUUCUUUGGAUAAUGAAGGCUACAGAUCACG